AUGAUAGCGGGAAGCCCUGCAGAAGCCAGCCAACAUGGAAGGAUUGCUCAGCGAUCUGGACACCCCAACCCGUUGAUGGUUCUUGGGGCAAUCACAUCGAACGGCAAGACGUCCCUGAUUUUCUUGGAGAAAGGGGUCAAGGUGGAUAGCAAGACCUACCUAAAAGGCAUGUUGGAGAAGGAGUUACUCCCUCGGGCUGAAUCCCAUUUUGGCAACCGGACAUGGACUUAUCAACAGGGCUCAGCUCCAGCACACAGAUACAAUGUAGUACAGGGCUGGUGCGCAACGCACUUCCCAGACUUCAUCUCGUCGGACGAUUGGCCCCCAAACAAACCAGGCCUGAAUCCAUUGGACUAUUCUGUAUGGUCAGUUCUUUAG
Molecule: messenger RNA, 378 nt
Organism: Haemonchus placei
Lineage: Eukaryota; Metazoa; Nematoda; Chromadorea; Rhabditida; Trichostrongylidae
Source: the annotation of a GenBank genome assembly